Messenger RNA from Mycena indigotica, 1110 nucleotides. RefSeq lists its product as uncharacterized. Lineage: Eukaryota; Fungi; Basidiomycota; Agaricomycetes; Agaricales; Mycenaceae. The transcript is spliced from 4 exons. The record is from RefSeq and is a predicted model, not a curated record. Bases 1 to 1110 code for a protein of 369 amino acids.
AUGACCCCAGCCGCGACAACAAGGGAAGAGAAGAGCAAGAAAAUUGAAAAGCCAUUUAACCUUAUCACCUACAAACUCCACGCGCUUCCGGACUAUCCGGACGCUAUCGUUCGUUUUGGGACCACGGAUUCGACCUCCACGCAGAAUGAUAUCGAAGUGCAUGAAGAGGAUCCUGCUCUGAAGGAUUUUGCACAUCGGCUCAAAUCCCAUCUUCGCGGCCGAAUUCUCAACAUGGAAAAUGGCGGCUAUGAUGUGCAGUUUAGCGACGAAGAACUCAUCAGUGUUGCAAUUCAAGGGGAUUUGCUCUACACUCACGCCACCAUGCGCGUCAAUUCCACAACCUAUGACGUCCAACGGGAUCAAGACGUUCUCAAUCCUCGGACACGCAAGUUCUUUAUCGUGCAUGCGCAAGACCCCGAGGAAGACUCUCACCCAUAUUGGUACGGAGAGUUGAUCGGCAUAUUCCACUGUUAUGCCUCCUUGGCCGACCGGCCAGCAAAGGCUCAAUGUAUGGAAUUCCUAUGGGUUCGGUGGUUCCAAAGGGACACGAAUUAUCGAUGUGGUCUGCAGGCGAAGCGUUGGCUGCGUCUCUGCUACAUGCCUCAUGGGAGUCCAGACGCUUUUGGCUUUAUUGACCCGCAGGAUGUUCUACGAGGAUCCCAUCUCAUUCCUGCAUUCCAUCACGGACGAACACGAGACUACCUCCCCAAAUCUGCACUUCUCCAGAGAAUCGAACACGAUGAAGAUUGGAGAUAUCAUUAUGCUAAUAUGGUUGUUGAUCGAGACAUGUUAAUGCGCUACCAUGUCGAUGUAAUUGGCCACCGGAAGGUUGCGCAGAAGUUUCAAGUUCAAGACGAAAGCCCUCAAGAGUCAGCGGCAGCAGUGGAAGAAGAUGCAGAGAUGGAGGUGGAUGAACCAGACCCCAUGGACAAGGGUGUUAUAAACGAGGAGGACGAGGAAGACGAGGAAGACGAGGAAGUAGGUGUGGAUGGGCGUAGUAGUAGUUCAGAGUCAGAGGAGGAGACCACUGAGGAGGAGAGUGACGAGGAUGACUCUCCACAGGGCGACGAGGCCGUCCGCAGCCGUCUGGGUUUUACAAGUAAUAAUUGA